Fusarium redolens is the source of this 709-nucleotide messenger RNA. RefSeq lists its product as uncharacterized. The coding region runs from base 125 to 337 and encodes 70 amino acids. The transcript has a single exon. Lineage: Eukaryota; Fungi; Ascomycota; Sordariomycetes; Hypocreales; Nectriaceae. The record is from RefSeq and is a predicted model, not a curated record.
CAGAACUCUGAUGUGAGAUGAUCGAGUAGUACACUCGUCAUGUUUAUGUAUAUUUUACCUCUUGGAGCUCGAGCAGCCAAAUACCGUACAACUCUUCUUCUUUGUUUCCGUGUCCAUCAGAUUCAUGCUCAUGAAUUCUGCCCUAUACAGAACAUCAUCCACUACUAAGAUCCGCUGUUCUAUUAUCAGCCCGGUGAUUCUCUCUGUUGUAUCUCUGCAACAUUUUUGUUCAUUCCAUAUCCAUCGAGCCAUGAGUGGACCAAUCAAAACACAAAGCAUUCUGGACAACGCACGCAUAGCGCCUGAAAUAUUUAAAUUGUGUCAUAUUGUGUUAUAACUUACGCAGUUGCAUCGCGUUUGCCCCGUAUUUUCCAAACCAUUACAUAAAAGGUGAAUGACAGAAAACCAGACUCCCAACCAAAAGUCCGCCGGAACAGGAUUGAGAUUGCCCUCCAGCCCUUACCUCUUGACCUCCUUACAAUGGUCUUCCAAGCCCCUGCCCCAACAUCUUCGAUUGAAUCAAGGGCACCUAGUAUAUGCAUCAUAUUUACUGAAAUGUUGACAAAUUUUCAUUCACCAGCUAUUGAUUAUUAAAAGACAUUGGAUGAAAUAUUAAGAAGAAUAAAAAUUUCCGCAAUGAAUAAAGGAAGGAAAGCAUUGAAAUUAGAAAAAGAAACAGAAAAGAAAAAGGUGGGGGGGGGGGGGGGGG